AUGGCGGUGCCAAAGAGUACGCCUCGUGAUGCGCAGGUAAUGGCAGCUAUUUUAAAGGAUAUGGGAGUACAAGACUAUGAACCUAGAUGCGUUAAUCAAAUGUUAGAGUUUGCUUACCGUUAUGUAACUGAUGUUCUUGAUGACUCUAAAGUUUAUUCAUCACAUGCCAACAAGAAAACUAUAGAUGGUGAUGAUGUACGCUUGGCCAUUCAGUGCCGUAUGGAUCAUUCAUUCACUACACCUCCUCCCAGGGAUCUUUUGAUGGAAAUAGUUCGUAAUAAAAAUUCUCAACCACUUCCGCUCAUCAAGCCAUACUCAGGCCCAAGGCUUCCACCUGACAGAUACUGUCUUACUGCCCCAAACUACAAACUGAAAAGUACAAAAAAACACAAGCUUCCUUUAAAUUUACCUGUCAAUCAGUAUUCCACUACAUCUAUUCCUUCCCAAAGGAUUAGUCUCACUCCUCUACAACAGAACAUUGCAGUAUCAGGGAAAAUUGGUUCUGGAAUUGGCCUAUCAGGUUCCAAUAAUCCAACAUUGACUGUUGUAACUAAAGGAGUCUCUUUACCAACUGUAACCAUUGUUAGCAAACCUGUAUCAACACCUAGCCCUGCCAUUACCCCUAAACCCACCAUCAGAACAACAAUUGGUCCCAAACCCUCCAGCACCAGUGUUUCAAGUGGCCCCAGCAUGCCACUUGGUCAAACAGUCACAGUGACAUCCAGCAGCAUUGUGCCUGGAAGUAUUGGAGUUACAACUCCAAGUAUCACCUCGUCCAGUAGUACCAGCACCAGUGUACCACAUCCUCCUCCACCACCUCCACCGCCACCACCACCACCGCCUCAGAACAUCAGCCUGAACCAGAUGAACACUACACAGAUUGUGACUUCAGCACCCUCAGUCCCUGGAACACAGACCAACAGUCUGAAGAGGAAGCUCUCAGAUGACGAUUAUGACCAACCUUGA
This is a messenger RNA of Acanthosepion pharaonis, 966 nucleotides long. NCBI's taxonomy places the organism in Eukaryota, Metazoa, Mollusca, Cephalopoda, Sepiida, Sepiidae. The record is from the annotation of a GenBank genome assembly.